Molecule: messenger RNA, 963 nt
Organism: Styela clava
Lineage: Eukaryota; Metazoa; Chordata; Ascidiacea; Stolidobranchia; Styelidae
Source: RefSeq, a predicted model, not a curated record
AGCGCGUUCAUUGUUUCGUGUUGAAGAUAAGAAUGAUGAAUAGAAUUAUUUUCCUUUGUGUGGUAUUAGCUUGCGUGUGGAAGCCUUCAUAUGCAAAAAAGAAAUGUGUACUACCAAGUCCACAGAAGAUAAACUGGAGCAGGCUAACUGGAAAGUGGUAUAAUAUUCUCAAUAGAAAGACUCCUGGAGACAGAUUAGUCAAAUGUUUACAACUGAGAGAUUUCGAAAAGAAUAAAGCGGGCUUCUCCUACGUUAUUGAAGACUAUCACUUGAAUACUGGAACGUACGGAGGUGUUAAAGUCAAUUUCAAGUUGAAAAAGUCAGGAAUUUAUACGCCUAUACCCAAAGUAGCAACAGGACUGAAAUGGUUGAAAAUCGUUGGGAAAGACACUCCUCAUCGCAGAGUUUCUAAACCAGUCAAACACGAGUUGAUGGCAAUGUCGACUUCGAAUAUUGUCUUUCUCACUGACUACAAGAAUUAUGUCAUGGACAUCCGAUGCAGUGCAAAUGGAGAAAAGAUGAUUUGGGUUAUGAGUAGAAAUCCGCAUCCUGGACCAGAAGAUAUUCUUCGAAUAACUAACAAACUAAACAAAAUCGGAAGAGGUUGGAACGAUUUCCCUCUGUUCGUAACAGGAUGCACUAAAACUUCCGGCCUGCAUAAUUUUAAACAUGCAUAGAUGAGCCUGAUAUCACCAUAAACUUUUCUGAUUAUAAAAUAUAUAUAAACUGGAUUUUACAAUAUUUAAUUUCUAAUAUGGUUAAUAAAGCAUAGAAAAAUUUGAGAUUUAUGUGAUUUUACAAUAGGGAAUUAUUACACGUAUAAUUUGAAUUUUACCCAGAUUGUCAUGUUUAAAGUGUGCAUAACUAUUAAUUCUACAAAACCAAUUUAUUGAAAUGAUUUGAUUUCCAUUUAUAGAUUUAAUCAUGUACUAAUUCAAAGCAUAUCAGUCAGCUGAAAAAAAA